Messenger RNA from Dothidotthia symphoricarpi CBS 119687, 1188 nucleotides. RefSeq names its product DNA repair exonuclease rad1. NCBI's taxonomy places the organism in Eukaryota, Fungi, Ascomycota, Dothideomycetes, Pleosporales, Dothidotthiaceae. Gene Ontology annotation, cellular component: checkpoint clamp complex. Gene Ontology annotation, biological process: DNA repair; DNA damage checkpoint signaling. Bases 1 to 1188 code for a protein of 395 amino acids. The record is from RefSeq and is a predicted model, not a curated record. The transcript has 2 exons.
AUGGACGACGAAACCCCGCCCAUCCUCACAGCCGUGUCCAGCUCUGCCCGCCAGUUGUACCAACUCCUCCGCUGCAUCGCCUUCUCCUCCAAAGCACACGUCCAGAUCAGCGCGGAGGGGCUCAAGUUUUCCGUCGACGAGGCGAGCGUCAUGGAAGCCUCCGCCUUUCUCGACAAAUCCCUCUUCACCACCUACACCUUUCACGCCACCUCACCCCCGCGCAACUCGCAGCAUUCAGACGACUCGGAAGACGAAGAACCUGACACAAGCACCACCCCGACCUUCCAAAUAUCGCUACCCGCACUCCUCGAAACGCUCCAAAUAUUCGGUCUCACAGAUCCCAGCACCACCAAGCCGCCAUGGGCGCGCGACAACCCAUACCCCACCAGCACAGCCUUCAGCAACAACGUGCUCGGCAUGAACAAUCUCUGUCGCAUAACCUACGCCACGCUCGGCGCUCCGCUCUCAGUCAUCCUCACCGAAGCGAGCAUACGCACGAUAUGUGACCUAACCACCUACGAGCCCGAGUACACCGACGACAUACCCUUCGAUCGCCAGAGCCUCGCCUUCAAAACAAUCAUGCGCGGGAACUGGCUGCACGACGCCAUCUCCGAGCUCUCCUCCACGAGCCCCGAAAAGCUAACCAUGUACGCCAAGCUCAUACGCGGCAAGUCCUUCUUCGCCCUGACUUCAUCCGGCACCCUUGGCUCAGCGCGCGUAGAGUUCAACAACGAGCCCCAACCCUCUGCAUACCGCACCCCCGCGCCCACAAACACAAACACAAACACAAACACAAACAACGACGCAGCAGCAGACCAAACCCCCGCUAACCUGCUCGAAACAUUCCAGCUCUCGGACCCGGACUCCGUCCUCAAAUCAAGCUACAAGUUCUCCCUCGUCCAGAAAGCUGCGCGCGCUAUGAGCGUCGCGACCAAAGUCAGCGUUCGCGUUGAUACCCAGGGCGUGCUGAGCAUGCAGUUUAUGAUUGAGAUUGAGGGUGGAGGCGGGCCGGGCGCUGGAGGAGCUGCGGGGAAGAUUUCCUUUGUCGACUUUCGGUUUGUGCCGCUUGUUGAGGACGAUGAGGAGGGUGAUGGGGGUGGGGAUGGACAGGCUGGGGAUGCGGAUGGGGAUGAGACGUUGUUGCAGCGGGGGGUGGGCGGGGAUGCGGGGGAUGUGGAUAUGUUUUGA